CUCCGACGCUACGAGCAAUGCCACUGGUCGAUCCUGCGCUCAUGGCGUUGCUAUGCUCGGCCGCUGAUACUAUAUCAGCUGGCCCUCUGCUGGCCGGCGAUGUGACUUGAUCCCACCCUCCGCAGCCACGCCCGGCACAAAACACGCGUCUCGAAAACAUGGCCCAAGACUUCACAGACUUCGUUCUGCAGAGAUCAGAUUCGCAACUGCCAGACUAUAGCAAUGAACAAGUGGUGCACAAGAACCGCUUGCCGCACAGAGCUUAUUACAUCCCGAAGGAAUCCCUCCUGCUCAGCGGACAAUGGGACUUCCAUUAUGCCCCGACGCCUCUUCAUGCUCCCGAUCCGGAGUGCUUACACACCCAGUCAUACACUCCUGGCGAUACGUCUGACGAUGGUGAGCUGGACGUCACAAUCGCCGAGCCUUCCGCUGCUCCAGAAUGGCACAAAAUCGCAGUACCAGGACACUGGCAGCUUCAAGGUUAUGGCCGCCCGCAGUACACGAACGUCAUCUACCCAUUUCCGGUCUGCCCGCCACACAUUCCGACAGAGAAUCCGACAGGCACAUAUAAACGCACUUUCCGCACUCCGAAGUCAUGGUCCCCCUCUUCACAAAUCAGACUUCGAUUUGAAGGCGUUGAUAGUGCAUUUCACGUUUGGAUCAACGGCAAGCCAGUAGGUUAUUCCCAGGGAUCUCGAAACCCCGCCGAGUUCGACGUGACUCGAUAUCUUAGAGCGAAUCGGGACAAUGAGCUGCUCGUAAGAGUGUAUCAGUGGUCAGAUGGCAGCUACAUAGAAGACCAGGACCAGUGGUGGCUAUCGGGAAUAUUCAGAGAUGUGCUUCUGCUUGCGCUACCUGAAUCGCGGAUCGAGGACUUCCAUAUCAACACAGAACUCGACGAUGAGUACAAGGACGCGAAUCUUCACGUGGGUCUACAGCUUCAGGUGAACUGGGACGCAUAUCUGACAGUGCGAUUGAGUGCGAAUGAUAAAAUUGUGGCAGAAAGCCAUUCGGCUUUGAGGCCAGGCCAGGAAACUGCAAAGAUCUCGAGACACAUCGCACGUCCCAUCAAAUGGACGGCUGAGACGCCCCAUCUCUACGAUCUGGAAAUCAUACUACGGGCCAAAGGAAGUAGCGAAGUCUUGCAGACGAUACGUCAGCGGAUUGGCUUCCGCUCCGUGGAGAUUUCGGACGGCUUAUUGAAAGUAAAUGGCAAACGCAUCCUGCUUCAAGGCGCGAAUCGGCACGAUCACCACCCGAAGUUCGGGCGCGCAGUUCCUCUUGCGUUCAUCCGUGACGAUCUGCUUCAGAUGAAACGCCACAAUAUCAAUGCUUUACGUUGCAGCCACUACCCGCCGGACCCCCGCAUGCUUGAUCUCUGCGACGAGCUAGGUCUUUGGGUCAUGGAUGAAGCAGAUCUCGAAUGUCAUGGCUUUUACGAUGCUGUAGCCCGACCACUGUCCAUUCCCGAGGAGAUGGAUUAUGAGGAACGGAAGAAGCUGGCAUUCCCUCAGGCGGCUGCGUACACCUCUGACAAUCCAGCAUGGGAAGCUCAGUACGUUGAGAGGAUCACCGCAGUCGUUCAGCGCGACAAAAACCAUGCUUCUGUGAUUAUGUGGUCGCUGGGCAACGAAGCCUUCUACGGCCGGAACCAUCAGGCGAUGUACGACUAUGCACGCAAAGCAGACCCCAGCCGACCUGUACACUACGAGGGCGAUGCACACGCACUCUCAGCUGAUGUCUUCUCUUACAUGUAUCCUUCCGUCGAGAGGCUCGCCAAGCUUGCUGAAACCGAAGGCGUGCACGAUGGCAAGUACGAGAAGCCGAUUGUGUUGUGCGAGUAUGCUCAUGCUAUGGGCAAUGGUCCUGGCAACCUGGAAGGGUACCAAGAGCUCUUCCGUCGCAAUGCUCGCUUGCAAGGCGGCUUCAUCUGGGAGUGGGCUAACCAUGGUCUGCUCACAAAGACUCCAGAUGGUAAGGCUUUCUACGGAUACGGCGGUGAUUUCGGAGAUAUCCCAAAUGACUCGACUUUUGUCAUGGACGGCCUAUGCUUCAGCGACCAUUCUCCAACCCCUGGAUUGAUUGAGUACAAAAAGGUCAUAGCACCGAUCAAGGCCGAGCUCAAGGAGGGGCAGGUACUUGUCACCAAUCUAUACGACUUCGUUGGGCUGAACCAUGUCACGGCGGUCUUCAAGGUAGAAUCGUUCUCCGAAGGGUCGAAACUACUCGCCUCCGGAACUGUCGAUUUGCCAGACAUCAAGCCGGGAGAGGCAGUCGAGAUUCUGCCGGAACGAGUGGCACUCACAUCAAAACUGCCUGAUUCAUUACUUACAAUCAGCUUCCGACAGUGGUAUGCUACGUCGUGGGCAGACGCAGGAUACGAAAUCGCAUGGUUCCAGCACCAGUCAAGCUCUGUAGCAGGGGAGACUGCAACCAGUAGCGACAGCAAGAUCGCUGCCUCGCUCACCCCAGCCAAUGAUGUGCGCAUCAGCACAUCGCAAGUCGCAUGGACAGUGUUCAACAGCGACUUCAAGAUCAUCUUCGACAGAUCUUCUGGAAUGAUAUCCUCAUGGACUUCAGGUGGACAGGAGCUUUUGGCUCCAGACACCAUGCGCACAAGUCUCCUUACACCUGGAUUCUACCGUGCGCCCACCGACAAUGACAGGCCGAAAGACGAUCUUGACUGGAAACGCUAUGGCUUAGACAUGCUCACCUCUCAACUUCGCACUAGCAGCAUCGAUCGCAAAUCACCAAGUGAAGUUGAAGUCACCUCCACGGUCUUCCUAUCACCGCCGAUCCUGGACUGGGGCUACACUGCAAAUAUGAGGUAUCGCAUCAGCGCUGCUGACGGACUGACGGUGGAAGCCACACUCACACCGAGCGGCAAGGUGCCGAGUACUCUUCCUCGUAUUGGUCUCGACCUCCGUCUCAACAAGGCUCUCGCUGCAGCCGAAUAUCUAGGUUUGGGACCGGGAGAGUCGUAUCCAGACAAGCAGGCUGCUCAGCGCAUGGGCCUAUACACCUCACAAGUCAAAGACUUGGCUACGAACUAUGAAGUGCCGCAAGAGAAUGGCAACAGAAUGGGCGCCAGAAGCGUCAAGUUCACGGACGAGAACGGUCUUGGCUUGCGAGCCACGAGACUUGAUGGUAAUGGCAAAUUUGCAUGGGCCGCUGGAUAUCACUCUCCGCAGGCACUGGAUGCUGCGAGACAUCCACAUGAGCUGGUGGAAGAGGACGCUUUACUUCUGCGACUCGACGUUGCAACUGCUGGAGUGGGCAGUGGGGCAUGUGGUCCUGCAAUACUGCCAGAGCAUGAGGUCAAGUGCAAGGAGGUCUCGUUCGCAUUCCAAUUGCAAGCAGUUGCUGGUCGGUAGGAUAGAUAUCGAGAACAAACCUCGCCACAUGCACUCGCCAAUGCUGCUCA
Messenger RNA from Cercospora beticola, 3424 nucleotides. RefSeq lists its product as uncharacterized. NCBI's taxonomy places the organism in Eukaryota, Fungi, Ascomycota, Dothideomycetes, Mycosphaerellales, Mycosphaerellaceae. Gene Ontology annotation, cellular component: beta-galactosidase complex. Gene Ontology annotation, molecular function: carbohydrate binding; beta-galactosidase activity. The record is from RefSeq and is a predicted model, not a curated record. Gene Ontology annotation, biological process: lactose catabolic process.